Messenger RNA from Perognathus longimembris pacificus (Pacific pocket mouse), 6302 nucleotides. RefSeq names its product retinoic acid induced 14 (gene Rai14). The transcript is spliced from 18 exons. The record is from RefSeq and is a predicted model, not a curated record. The coding region runs from base 461 to 3400 and encodes 979 amino acids. Gene Ontology annotation, molecular function: actin binding. NCBI's taxonomy places the organism in Eukaryota, Metazoa, Chordata, Mammalia, Rodentia, Heteromyidae.
UCUAUCUAUCUCUGUCCAUUCUAGGUUCUCAAACUAGUGAUUCAACCAAGGAAAUUCCUGCCUGGCCUUUUGCUCUUUGGGAUUCAGUGUCUUUGGGAGUGGGGCUAGGAUUUUACAUUAGAAAAUGUAGGUAAAUGGUGAGGGUGACAGAAGGGCAGCUUUGAGAACCAUUGCCCUGGAGCUUGUACUUGGUGAGCAGGUACCAGCCCAGUAUUCUCUGUGAUGAAGUUCUUGGCAGUUAGCCUUGUAUAAUUACAGUGUGUACAGUUUCCAAGGAGACCCACAUUCUGUCAUUUCAGUCACAGUAUGGCCUCCAGAUGAAUAGCGCUGGAGGUCGUCGUGAUCCAAAGGCCCUUGCUUUCAUGGCAGCAGCAGUGAUGAAAUUGGACACAUUAGAAGACAGAGAGUUACAGGGUGUUGACAAACCUCUUAGGACCGUGGAAGGCUGAAUGGAUUAAACAUGAAGAGCUUGAAAGCAAAGUUCAGGAAGAGUGAUACCAAUGAGUGGAACAAGAAUGAUGACCGCCUGCUGCAGGCCGUGGAGAACGGAGACGUGGAGAAGGUGGCCUCGCUGCUGGGCAAGAAGGGAGCCAGCGCCACCAAGCACGAUAGCGAGGGCAAGACCGCUUUUCAUCUGGCGGCUGCAAAAGGACACGUGGAAUGCCUCAGGGUCAUGGUUACACAUGGUGUUGAUGUGACUGCCCAAGAUACUGCCGGACACAGCGCUUUACACCUGGCAGCCAAGAACGGCCAUCCCGAAUGCAUCAAGAGGCUCCUUCAGUCCAAAUGCCCAGCUGAAAAUGUCGAUAGCUGUGGGAAAACAGCUUUACAUUAUGCAGCGUCGCAGGGCUGCCUUCUGGCUGUGCAGGCCCUGUGUGAGCACAAGAGCCCUAUAAACCUCAAGGACUUGGAUGGAAAUAUACCACUGCUUCUUGCAGUACCAAAUGGCCACAGUGAGGUCUGUCGUUUUCUCCUGGAUCAUGGAGCAGAUGUCAAUUCCAGGGACAAAAAUGGAAGGACUGCUCUCAUGCUGGCUUGUGAGAUUGGCAGCUCUCACAUUGUGGAAGCCUUAAUUAAAAAGGGUGCAGACCUAAACCUUGUAGAUUCUCUUGGACACAAUGCCUUACAUUAUUCCAAACUCUCAGAAAAUGCAGGAAUUCAAAGCCUUCUAUUAUCAAAAAUCGCUCAGGAUACUGAUUUAAAGACCCCCGUGAAACCAAAGCAGCAUGAUCAAGUCUCUAAAAUAAGCUCAGAAAGAAGUGGAACUCCAAAAAAACGCAAAGCUCCACCACCUCCUAUCAGUCCUACCCAGUUGAGUGAUGUGUCUUCUUCAAGAUCAAUAACUUCCACACCACUUUCAGGAAAAGAAUCAGUAUUUUUCACUGAAGCGCCAUUCAAGGCUGAGAUUAGUUCCAUCCAAGAAAACAAAGAGAGACUUAGUGACAGUACUACGGGUGCUGAUAGCUUGUUAGAUGUAAGUUCUGAAGCUGACCAGCAAGAUCUUCUUGUCCUAUUGCAAGCAAAAGUUGCUUCCCUCACCUUACACAAUAAAGAGUUACAAGAUAAAUUGCAGGCGAAGUCACCGAAGGAGGUAGAAGCAGACCUAAGCUUUGACUCUUUGCAUUCUACCCAAACUGACCUAGCUCCAGCCCUGGGCAAAUCUGGUGAAGGCUCGCCCCCAGACUCCGGAUCAUCUCCAUCCGUCUUAGCACAUUCUUUGGGGAAAUCCACUAUUGACAGCGACGUUAGAAUCCAGCAACUACAAGAGACUUUACAAGACUUGCAGAAGAGAUUAGAGAGCUCUGAGUCAGAGAAGAAGCAGCUACAGGCUGAACUUCAGUCUCGAAAUGCAGACCUGGUGUGCUUGAACAGCACAGAGAUUUCAGAGAAUGGCUCUGAUCUCAGUCAGAAACUGGAAGAAACUCAGACCAAGUACAAGGAGGCCAUGAAAGAGGUCCUCAGUGUGCAGAAGCAGAUGAAACUGGGUCUCCUUUCCCAUGAGAAUGAGGAUAGCCACUCACCUCUUAGUGAGGCAGGAGUCACUGACGAGAUAGAUGUGCUAAAGCGAGAUCUGCAGAAUGCAUUGGAAGAAAGUGAAAGAAAUAAAGAGAAGGUGAAAGAGUUAGAAGACAAACUGGUGGAGAGGGAGAAAGGUGGAGAGACUAAGCCACCUGUGGAAGAGUAUGAGGAAAUGAAAAGUUCAUAUUGCUCUGUAAUUGAGAAUAUGAAUAAGGAGAAGGCAUUUUUGUUUGAGAAGUACCAAGAGGCCCAAGAAGAAAUCAUGAAGUUAAAAGACACACUACAAAGUCACGUGACACAGGAAGCCAGUGAUGAAGCUGGAGACAUGAAAGAGGCCAUGAACAGGAUGAUAGAUGAGCUCAAUAAACAGGUGAGCGAACUGUCCCAGCUCUACAAGGAAGCCCAGGCUGAGCUGGAGGAUUAUAGAAAGAGGAAAUCUCUGGAGGAUGUGACCGCCGAAUAUAUCCACAAAGCUGAGCAUGAGAAAUUGAUGCAAGUGACCAAUGUGUCCAGGGCUAAAGCUGAAGAGGCGCUCUGUGAAAUGAAGUCUCAGUAUUCAAAAGUGUUGAACGAGUUGACGCAGCUCAAACAACUUGUGGACGCACAGAAGGAGAACUCUGUGUCCAUCACAGAGCAUUUACAAGUGAUAACCACGCUGCGGACUACUGCCAAAGAGAUGGAAGAAAAAAUAAGCCAUUUGAAAGAGCACCUUGCCAACAAGGAAGUAGACAUAGCAAAGCUGGAGAAACAGCUCCUGGAAGAGAAAGCUGCAAUGAACGAGGCGAUGGUACCCAGAUCUUCCUAUGAGAAGCUCCAGUCAUCCUUAGAAGGCGAAGUGAGUGUGUUGGCAGCAAAAUUAAAGGAUUCCAUCAAGGAAAAAGAGAAAGUCCAUUCCGAGGUGGCCCAAGUGCGAAGUGAGGUCUCACAAAUGAGAAGGGAGAAGGAAAACAUUCAGACUCUCUUGAAAGCCAAAGAGCAAGAAGUAAAUGAGCUACUGCAGAAAUUCCAGCAGGCUCAGGAAGAACUUGCUGAAAUGAAAAGAUACUCUGAAAGCUCUUCAAAACUGGAGGAGGAUAAAGACAAAAAGAUAACUGAGAUGUCAAAAGAAGUCACCAAAUUGAAGGAGGCCCUGAAUAGCCUGUCUCAGCUCUCCUACUCAACCAGCUCAUCCAAAAGACAGAGCCAGCAGCUGGAGACACUGCAGCAGCAGGUCAAGCAGCUCCAGACCCAGUUGGUCGAAUGCAAGAAACAACACCAGGAGGUCAUAUCCGUUUAUAGAAUGCAUCUUCUGUAUGCUGUGCAGGGCCAGAUGGAUGAAGAUGUUCAGAAAGUACUGAAGCAAAUCCUGACCAUGUGUAAAAACCAAUCCCAAAAGAAGUAAAUGUAGAUUCCUUGGCAGGACAUUGACCCUUGGUGUCUCGCUUUAUGUCAGAACCCGUUGUUGGUGACCACUGCCAUUGUUCUUAUUCGUGGUAUGCACUGUGACCUAGCAUAGCUUCCUUCUUUCUAAAGGUUUCUGAGGACUGCUCUCAGGAGAAGAGGCCCUCUUCAGAACCUCCUAGAGACUUCACACCAGCAGAGGGAAGUGUCCCUGACAUCCUUUGAGAUUCCAUAGCUGGGAACAGCCAUCACCAAAGGUCUGGUCCUGAUGUUGGCAGGUGGCCACCCUCCCUGGUACCCAGCCAACUGAGCGGCUUCACAAGUCUGCCCACUGCUUCAGUGCCUGCCCUCGGGCUGUGUCAUUAGCACAGGAGAGCUCUUUUUGCCUUUGGCUUUCAAUCCCAAAACAUGAUUUCAUUUCUGGCCAAAUUAUUACAACAUUAGUUAUGAAGACCCUUUAUCAUGAUAAUCCUGUGGAUUUUUUUUAAAACUAUACUUCCGUCUUUUCCCCUAGUUGCCAUACAUCUUAUCACCCUGCUAAUCACCCUACAACUUGAUGAGCACUGCUCUCUAAAAUAUGGUCUAACAACAAAAGCAAACUGUCCUUUAAAAGGUUUUUUUUUCCUUUUUUUCAGUAAGUCAUUGACAUAUUGCAAAUUUUCUAUGCAAACUUGCCUCCUGCUAUUAUCCAUGAAGCUCAGGAAAUCCAAAUAUUUGUGUUUCAACAAGGGACAGUAAACUGUAUGUUUACAGCCAAAAGAAAUGCCUCAUAGUUCCUAACCUCAAUUUUUUAAAGUGUCUUUUUUUCUCUAUAAUAUUUUUAUUGGCUCCUAAAGAUGUUUUCCUGUCUCAACCCCUAAAUAAGUAAAAUUAUACUAGAUUAUAUUAACAGAAUAUUUUUUAGGUAACCAUGCUUGCCUCAUAAAAACUUUUUCCUCCAAGUUUUCAGCUGUAGCCAAGGGUAGUUAAUGUACUCCAAACUUAAUAUGAGCUGCCACCAAUAACCCCUAGGACUUUCUAUCACUGUCUUCUCUAAAUUUGUAUCACAUUUCUCAAUAUAAUCAAUUUUUUUUUACUGACUGAAUAUGUUUGGAUGUCCCCCACUCUGCAAGCAGCCAUAAAUUAUGUUUAAGGCCUAUUAUUAGUACAAGUCCAUUUUUCAACUUUGAAACAAAAUCCUGAUAUGGUAACGUGGUGCAUAGCAAAAGUCUGGGGGGACAGGAGGGCAGAGAAAUAGUUCUGUUCGCGUUACUAUUAAGCUGGAAAGUGUUUCUAACUUGCUUGUGGCUUGUCUUAUUGCAUUGAUCUUGAGGGAGAUAAGUAGAAGACUGCUGAGAGUGGAGGCCUGUUCCGACAGGGCCCGUACGUACCACAGGGCUGCCGGGCUCAGAGGGUGCUUGGCUCAACUGGAAGAUUUGUUCAUUUGUACUGGAGGACCAACGACAUCAAAACAAACAUGGCUUUAAGCUUGGUGUUGUUACUUAUUCUUAAGUUGUUUAAUUAUCAUGAAGCAAUUCCAAAUAUGCUCUGAAGAAAUGUGAAAGGACUUUUUGUCACAACACUUAAGAAAAUACAAAACAACUCUCCCCCUCCCACCCCCGUUCUCACCCCCCACCCCUGCACAGAAAUGCUGCAGUGUUUAAAACUUGAGACAUUUUGUAGGAUGCCUGACAAAGUGUUUGUAGCCCUUUAUCUUGUUUCAGGAUGCAUAUUUAUUACAAGUACUCUGGUUAAAUAUUGAAAAGUUAUAUACUGUAGUUCAGUAUUUUGUCUUUGUAAUUUACAGAAGUAAUUGCAGAAAAUAAACUUGUUACCUUUUGCAUCUCUCUUGUUGAUUUUUUUUUCUGUAUUCAUAAGUAUGGCGUGGCUUCUGAAGCUCAGUAGCAUUUUGGGGUGAGGGAUGCUGAGUGGGGGGAGAGGGCCCCACUUUGUCAUGCUAAGGCUUAGGCCAUCUGUCUCCCAGCUCUGCCCUAGGUAGUGGCCACUUUGGGACAGUUAGGUCACAGUCCUUUAAUUCAGAAUUACCUCUUGUUUGAGCUGUGUUCUUUAUAUCUGUUUGGAAGAUUUCACUGGAUUUCCCCCCUCGUUUUCUCCUUUUUUGUCCUUAAUAGUAAGACAUGGUUUAAAACAACUGAAUAAGUGAUAUUAAUUUUGUUCUUACAUAACUUGGUUAGGACAGGUUCCAAAGUUCUUAGCAAUUAAACUCACCCAUCUUAAGAUAACAUGAUAUGCUGUGUGGUGAGAAAACUAAGAGCAUGUUGAAGCACCGCCUUUUGUGGCAUGAUAGAAUCUGGAAUGUGUGCUGACAACAGCAGAAAUACCAUUCAGCGAAGAUGGGGGUGAUGCUUGUUUAGCAGAACUAUAAGACAAACUGCAAAGAGAAAGUUGGAAAAAGCAACAGACCAAGGAAGCAAGACAUGUCUGUGUCAGAACAGAGACCUGUCAGGCAUGAUGGCCUAUUGGAGAAAUCAAAGUAAGUUCAACCCUCAGAGUCAUCGUAAAUGGAUCUUAAAAUCUGGCUGAGGAAAUGGGCAAUGUGGCAACCAGCCACGGAAAGGCUCCUCUGAGAAGCCCCAAGAGACAGUGGCGAGAAGGGUGGAGAUUCCUUCACAUUUAUUACAAAGCAGGCCUACAGUGGGGGUAACAACCCAAUGAAAUCGAGAAUUGAUUAGAUACUCCAGAUUAUGAAAUGAAAAAUGUUCUUGUUUUUCUUUCUUAAAGAGGAAAAAUGAAGCCAGGUACAACCAACUGAUAGAAGCCCCUACACCAGAAAAUGGUAGAGGGGUCUUUAAAGCCAUGUAAAAUAAGUGCCCUCCCCAAAAAUGUCCAUCCUUGUAAUCCUUGGAACCUGUGAAUAGGCUAAGUCCUAUGGCACGGGAUAAAGUUAGUAAUCAGUUGAGCUG